AUGGAUCAGCAGUUGAGCAGUUCUGGAGGGUCUCUUAGUGUCAAAAAUGUAAAACUUUUAAGAGUAUUGUUUUUGUCUUUACUAGCACUGAGUGUUUUCACAUAUUUUGCUGUUUAUCAAGAUGAAGCUAAAACUCUUCCAGCUCUUGGAUUUUGGGAAAGCCACCACCAUGGGCACUCCUCCGCUCAGAAACGAGCCCAAGAUGAACAGCCAUUAUGGAAACCUGCGUUUCUAGGUGAAGUGAACAUGCAUGUUUUCGAGGACUGGUGUGGAGGUUCUGUGAGUCAGCUAAGAGCAAACGUGCUGUACCCUCUUUUCCCCCAUACCCGCACCACAAUCGGCCGGCUGGCUAUUAAUGCUGGAUGGAAAAACUAUGGUGUGCGAAUUUUUGGAUAUCUUCAUCCUGUAAAAACUGAUGAAUACAUUUUUGCUGUUGCCUCCGACAAUAACGCAGAAAUCUGGCUGAGUUCAGAUGACAGCCCUAAAGGAGUCAAACUUAUAGCCUACCUUGGCAAGACAGGAAAUGAAUGGGCAGCCCCAGGAGAGUAUGAGAAAUUUUCCUCUCAAACAUCACUACCUGUUUUACUAACGAAAGACAAGCGGUAUUUCUUUGAAGUACUCUACAAACAAAGUGAAGGAAUUGAUCACCUGGAGGUCGCAUGGCGUCUCAAUAAUGAAGAUAGUAGUUUUGAGGUCAUUACUGCAGAGUAUUUGUCCCUCUAUGUUGAUGAGUCCUCUCUACUGAUGACUGAAAAUGAUCACAUCCCGCAAACAAAAGCCAGUCAUCAGUCGCGCCUUGACUCUGCUUACAAGACAGUAAAGGAUGUGGACAUGGUCAAAGCAGACUCACGAGACUUUAUUUAUAGUAUACCCCUGCUGGAGGAAUCCAACUCGGAAAAUUUGUUUCCAGAAUGUGACUACUAUCCAAUUUAUAUAUUUGACAACGAGACCAUUGAGAGAUAUGAUGGUAUAAAUUAUGUUCACUACUCAGCAGUGUAUCCCAAUGAUCAUACAAGACUAACACAUGAACAGACUGAUGAUCAGAAGUGCUUUUAUGAAAAGGAUGAAGCUUACUUUAAAGAGGGUGGGUUUAGUCCCUUUCUAAAAAUUGAUAAGAAAGCAGACAACAAAAAGCCAGUGCCCAAAUCCUUAUCAAAUAGUGAGGAAAAAGAGCCAAAUUGGGAACAGGUCUUCCAUGUAAAUGCUUUGGAUUUUCAUUCAAAGCAGAGUGAUGCUGUUAUGGAGACCUGCAGAAAAGCUGGAAAUAUUAUAAUGCUCAAAAAAGAAGUCAUGCCUGUGGUUCAAGCCUUAAUAAAUCAGCUACACACAACAAAGGCUACAAGUGAUUUCCACAUAAAGCGUGUGCUAAAUGUGGAGAGGAAAUCAAAUGAAACUACAGGCACUCGAUACCUAAUGGAGCUGGAGCUGGAGGACACAGAAGGGAAACGCUUUCUGUUCUCUAAAUAUUUAUAUCUUACAAAGGAGAAAAAAAUAGAGAAGAAUCCAGGACUACCUAAACUCUGUAGCCCAAAAGGUUUUUCCUGGAAUCCAAAAGCAACAGUCCAUGUUGUUCUAGCAGUGAAAAACCAAGGGAGAUGGAUCAUGCAUUUUAUAAAGGAAAUGGAGAAAAUAUACAAAGCCACUGGAGACAAAAACUUUAACAUCAUUAUCAUAGACUAUAACAGCACCGAUAUUGAUGUAGAGAAGGAACUAAAAAAUGCUAUUUUACCAAGCUACCAGUUUAAAAGAUUGGGUGGAGCUUUUGGCAGAUCACCAGGACUACAAGAAGGAAUAGAUCUUGUUCAAGAUAAUAGCAGCAUUUUGUUCCUUUGUGACCUACACCUGAAUUUUCCUGUGACAAUAAUAGACACUAUACGGAAACACUGUGUGCAAGGAAAAAUGGCAUUUGCUCCUGUUGUAAUGAGACUGGAAUGUGGAGCCACAGUGCAGGCUCCUGCAGGUUUCUGGGAAACUUAUGGUUAUGGUCUUGUUGGCAUUUACAAAUCAGACAUUAUUCGAAUCGGAGGUAUGAACACACAAGAGUUUACAGACAAGUGGGGAGGGGAGGACUGGGAGUUGCUGGACAGAAUCUUACUGCACAAGUUAGAAGUGGAACGGCUCAACCUGAGGAAUUUCUUACACUUCUUCCACACAAGGCAUGGCAUGUGGAAUGAAGCUUAAACAGCAUGAAGUGAAGGAGCUGGAAGGACCCACAGCACUUUGUAUAGAGAUUUUAAGUGAUAUAAUUUGGUUAUUUUUCAAGUCACCAACAAAUUUUUUAAAAUCCAUAAACAAAUUGAAACAUAUUUGAACUAACCCUUAAACAAGAAAAUCAGCAUUUACAGAUUUUAGAUAUUUCCUAAACAAUGUUUUAAAAAUCCUUUUGACCAUUUUAAGCUCUGUAAAUAGUGGAUAUUAAAUAAAAACCAUGGUAGCUGGGAAUAUUACUAGGAAUAUUGGUUUUGCAAAUUCAGUGAUAAUAUUGUGAUAGCAAUAUGUCUUUAUUUGAAUGAAAAACAAUAACCCAGAAAAAAACUUUUGUCCUGCACCUUUUAUGUUCAUUCUUAUUUGUCCUAUUCAUUCUGUUCGUACUGAAUGUAUGCACUUACGUACUGUAUUUUUUACCGUAUUUAGGUUUAUACAGUAUAUUUUAAAAUAUGUAAGACUACAAUUGCUAUGGUCUAAAUCAAAAACAGAAUUAAGUGUUUUAUAAUAUAUUUUUUAUA
Messenger RNA from Clarias gariepinus (North African catfish), 2726 nucleotides. RefSeq names its product beta-1,4-N-acetyl-galactosaminyl transferase 3a (gene b4galnt3a). Gene Ontology annotation, cellular component: Golgi cisterna membrane. Bases 1 to 2181 code for a protein of 726 amino acids. NCBI's taxonomy places the organism in Eukaryota, Metazoa, Chordata, Actinopteri, Siluriformes, Clariidae. The transcript is spliced from 20 exons. The record is from RefSeq and is a predicted model, not a curated record. Gene Ontology annotation, molecular function: acetylgalactosaminyltransferase activity.